AUGCGCCGAAUUUGUGGUCAGAAUAGCCGUGUGGUAGAGGAAAGGGAGGAAAAGGUAGCAAUGGCAAAAGAAGGAAAAGGAAUAGAAGGCUUGAAAGGGGUGUUGAGCUGCUGGGCAACAUGGGCUUCUAAGAAAUGGCAACUUGAACAACUGAAGGAAGAAGUCAGGACGGAGCUUCAUGCAACUGCAAAAAAUCCUUCACAACAGCUGCAAUUGAUCGAUGUGAUUCAACGACUAGGUGUAGAAUAUCAUUUUCAAGAGGAGAUCGGUCAGGCUUUACGCAAAAUGCAUGAGAAACAUCAGAACUGGGAGGACAUUGACCACAUUUAUACUGCUGCUCUCUAUUUCCGCAUUCUAAGACAAGAAGGGUUCAGAGUUUCAUCAGAUUCUGCUUUGGCUUUUAGUAGUAAUCAUCUUCAGUCAUUACCUAACAAGUUAAACAGUCCACUUGAUGAGCUAGUAAGUCACGCACUAAUGCAGCCUAAUUGGAGGGGUUUACCAAGAUUAGAGGCCAGGAAUUACAUAUCUGUUUAUGAAAAAGAUCAUUCACAUAAGACAACUUUACUAAAGCUGGCUAAGCUGGAUUUUAACAUGCUACAAUCUCUGCACAAGGAGGAGCUACAUGAAAUAUCCCUGUGGUGGAAAGAAUUAGACUUUGCCCGAAAACUUCCAUUUGCUAGAGAUCGAAUUGUUGUGGACUACUUAUGGAUUGUGGGAGUCUAUUUUGAGCCUCAAUAUGGUCUUCCCAGAAAGAUUCUGUCAAAAGUUAUCGCAAUGGCAUCCGUAAUUGAUGAUGUCUAUGAUGUUUACGGGACUUACAAAGAACUUGAAAUCUUCACAGAAGCGAUCGAAAGAUGGGAUGUUGGCUGCAUAAAACAACUCCCAGAUUACAUGAAGAUUUGUUACCAAACACUCUUAGAUGUGUUUGAAGAAAUUGAGCAAGCUAUGGUCAAAACAGGAAGAUCAUAUCAAUCAUAUUAUGCGAAGGAAGCAAUGAAGAUGCUGAUUCGUGCCUACUUUGCUGAGGCUAAGUGGCUAGGGAUGGCAAUGGGGGCGGGGAGUUUCGUCUAG
Messenger RNA from Coffea eugenioides, 1071 nucleotides. RefSeq names its product (-)-germacrene D synthase-like. The transcript has 7 exons. The record is from RefSeq and is a predicted model, not a curated record. Gene Ontology annotation, molecular function: terpene synthase activity; magnesium ion binding. NCBI's taxonomy places the organism in Eukaryota, Viridiplantae, Streptophyta, Magnoliopsida, Gentianales, Rubiaceae. Bases 1 to 1071 code for a protein of 356 amino acids.